AUGAAGCGGCGCAAUGCGGACUGCAGCAAACUCCGUCGCCCGUUAAAACGGAACCGAAUUACCGAGGGUAUUCAUAGCAGUACCUUCCUUUACCUGAAAUUCCUGGUGGUGUGGGCACUGGUGCUGCUGGCAGACUUUGUCCUGGAGUUCAGGUUUGAGUAUCUCUGGCCGUUUUGGCUCUUCAUCCGGAGCGUGUACGACUCCUUCAGAUACCAGGGGCUGGCGUUCUCUGUGUUUUUUGUAUGUGUUGCAUUCACAUCAGAUAUCAUAUGCCUGCUCUUCAUCCCAGUGCAGUGGCUCUUCUUUGCUGCCAGCACAUACGUUUGGGUGCAGUAUGUGUGGCACACAGAAAGAGGAGUAUGUCUGCCCACUGUCUCUCUGUGGAUACUCUUUGUUUAUAUUGAAGCGGCCAUUCGUUUUAAAGACUUGAAGAAUUUCCAUGUCGACCUGUGCCGUCCAUUUGCUGCUCACUGCAUUGGCUAUCCAGUGGUAACGCUGGGCUUUGGUUUUAAGAGCUAUGUGAGCUAUAAGAUGCGUCUGCGGAAGCAGAAGGAGGUGCAGAAGGAGAAUGAGUUCUACAUGCAGCUCCUACAGCAGGCCCUGCCACCAGAGCAACAGAUGCUCCAGAGACAGGAGCGGGAGGCCGAGGAAGCAGCCCCAGCCAAAAGCCUGUCCGAGGCAGACUCAACACUUGUGGCACAGAACGGCACUCCGGCCACCAAGAAACUACCCAUCUCUCUGCCUGAGCUGGAGUAUAGAGAUAAGGCUAAGGAAAGUGGCAAGGAUAAAGAGGCCAAAAAACAGCACAGCAUAGGAAUAAACAACAACAUCUUACAGACUGUGGACUCUAAACUGCAGGAAAUUGAAUAUAUGGAAAAUCACCUGAACAGUAAGAGACUGAACAACGAGUUAGGUGGCAGCGCUGAGAACCUUCUCCUCAAAGAGGAGGCGGGCAGUGGAGCCGUAGGACCCGCCUCCUCCAAAAACUACAAAAACUCCUCGCCUCGCAGUCACAGCUCCACCAAUGGCAGCGUGCCCUCUUCCUCUUCCACGUCCUCAUCAUCCAAUAAGAACGAAAAGAAGCAGAAGAGCGCAGGGAAAAACCCUGCACUCCACAGAGAUCUCAUGGAAAACUGUAUACCCAAUAACCAGCUCAGUAAGCCGGACGCAUUAGUGCGGCUGGAGCAGGACAUAAAGAAGCUGAAGGCAGACCUGCAGGCCAGCCGUCAGGUGGAGCAGGACCUGCGCAGUCAGAUCAGCUCUCUCAGCAGCGCGGAGAGAAGCAUGCGCUCAGAGCUGGGCCAGCUCCGCCAGGAGAACGAACUGCUGCAGAACAAGCUUCACAACGCUGUGCAGGCCAAGCAGAAGGACAAGCAAACAAUAGUUCAGCUGGAGAAGCGUCUGAAGGCAGAGCAGGAGGCCAGAGCAGCUGCGGAGAAACAGCUGGCCGACGAGAAGAAGAGGAAGAAGAUGGAGGAGGCCACAGCAGCGCGUGCCGUCGCUCUAGCCGCAGCCUCCAGAGGAGAGUGCACAGACUCUCUUAGAGGACGUAUAAGAGAGCUGGAGUCAGAGUGCAAAAAGCUUACCAUCGACAUGAAGCUUAAAGAGGAGCAGAUCCGAGAGCUGGAGGUCAAAGCGCAGGAGUUGCGUAAAUAUAAGGAGAAUGAGAAGGACACAGAGGUUCUGAUGUCAGCGUUGUCAGCCAUGCAGGAUAAAACCCAGCACCUGGAGAACAGCCUCAGUGCUGAGACCCGGAUCAAGCUGGACCUCUUCUCUGCACUGGGAGAUGCCAAGAGGCAGCUUGAGAUUGCCCAAGGUCAGAUCCUGCAGAAGGAGCAGGAGAUUAAGGAGCUGAAGCAGAAGAUAGCCGAGGUCAUGGCAGUCAUGCCCAGCAUUGCCUACUCCACCGAUGCCAACACCAUGGCCCCCGUUACCCCGCACUACUCCUCCAAAUUCAUGGACACCAGUCCCUCCAGCCUGGACCCCAACGCCUCCGUCUACCAACCGCUCAAAAAGUGAAUGCUCACAUCCUGCUCUCUGUCUCUCCCUCCAUUUCAUUCACUUCAUUUGGCCAAGUUCAGUGUGUGUA
This is a messenger RNA of Chanos chanos (milkfish), 2089 nucleotides long. RefSeq names its product macoilin 1a (gene maco1a). Lineage: Eukaryota; Metazoa; Chordata; Actinopteri; Gonorynchiformes; Chanidae. Gene Ontology annotation, biological process: neuronal signal transduction. The transcript has 11 exons. The coding region runs from base 1 to 2019 and encodes 672 amino acids. The record is from RefSeq and is a predicted model, not a curated record. Gene Ontology annotation, cellular component: rough endoplasmic reticulum membrane.